UCGCAGCGGGCCUUGGCGCACGAGUUUUCGAUUUGGCAGAACAGCAGCGAGAACAAAACCCCUCCACGCUGGUGCUCUGCGUUGGGCAUUUCUGGCGCGUCCGACGGCUGCCACCCGUGCGAUGGUCGGCAUGAGCAGCUUCGGGCUGAACGCGUCCACGCUGGAGAGCAUUGUCGGGGGGAGCCGGGCCGCCGCGGGCACGGACCAGGAGCCCGAGCGCAACCACGAGCGGCAGGCCCUGCUGAACGAGCUGCUCGCGACGGUGCGCCAGUGCCAGCAGCAGUACGGUGGCCACGCGAAGCUCGCGACCGAGGACGACCCGCUGAUCGGCACGCUGUGCGACGUGUGGGAGCGGGUGCUGUCGCACGGGCUGCGCACGGCCGCCUGGAUGCCGUUCAACAUCCUCGAGUACUUCGGGCCGCCGGAGGGCGGCCGACCCGCGGUCGAGCGACCCUGCUUCUGGGACUUUGCCUCGAACCAUCUGACGCGGGACGAGCGCGAACGGUUCUGCGCCCUGCAGCAGGUGGUGACGCGGCGCGGCCGGGCCCGGGCCCUGCUGCGCGCCUUCCUCAACGAGCGCGCGCUCGAGCGGUACGUGCUCGUGUGGCUCGGCGACGGCGAGCUGCUCAACACACACUACGAACCGUGGGCGAUGCUGCGGCACGGCGAGUGCCAAUCGGUGCUGCCGAACGUGGCCGCCGGCCUCGGCACCGUCCUGUUCGCGAUCGUGAUCGAUCGGAGCGAGCUCAACCGGCCCGUCACGGGGCUGGCCGGGCAGGAACAGAAGCCGGAACCGAUCAUCGUCACCCGCCGGCCCGUCGGCCCGGUGCGCAAGGUGAAUGCGGUGCAGCGGGAAAUAUUGGACGAUGCGGUGCCGCGCCAGCUAACACCACCGAGCACCAGCAGCAGCAGCAGCAGCAGCAGGCGGACGCCGCUGGAAGGCACGGACGCUACUGCGGGUGGUGCCGCGCCACGGGAAGAAGUGCCAUACACGGUGACGGAAGCGCUCGGUGGCUGGGGCGCGGGGGAAGCGGAUGGGCCGGGCCCGGGUGCCGGUACAUCGCCGGCCGGGACGGUCGAUGUGGCGGAGGACAGCAUGCUCAACUACUCGUCGGCCAGUGCGACCACCAGCUCCCGCUCGACCACGGGCAGCUCGCUCAGCGGGGAGGGACGGGGCACGGAGGAGGACACGGGCUCGGAGGUGGCGUACCGGCACCGGACCCGUUCCGGAUCGCCGGCGCCGGUGCUGCGGUCAGAGCCCGAACUGCCCUCCACCCCUGCACCCUCCGGGCGGCCCUACGAGAAGCUGCUGCGAAGAAAUCAAGAGCUGGAGGAGCGCUGCCAUCUGCUGGAGUCGCGCGUCGCCGCACUGAGUCUCGAAAACUACCGCCUGCGUGCGCUCACGCGCUCCAACCGGCUGUCGGUGGCGUUCUUCAGCUUCAGCAUUCCGAAAGCGAUACAGCGGGCGGCGGACGGUGGACGGUCGCGCCGCCCCUACCACGUGUACGAGAUCCGCAUAACCCCGUCCGGCGUGAGCGGCUCGACGGCGGGCAACGAGAGCUGGUGCGUGUACCGGCGCUACAACGAGUUCUACCGGUUGCAUCGCCGCCUGCAGAAGCAGUACCCGACGGUCAAGAAGCUCGACUUUCCGCCGAAGAAAAAGUUUGGCAAUCUGAAUGCCGAUCUUGUGGAGCAGCGGCGCCAGCGGCUACAGGUGUACUUGAACGGGCUGUUCGUAUCGACCCUGCCGGAGGUGCUGUCCUGCAGUACGCGCGUCCAGCUCGAGCAAACAUUUCCAUUUCUGAGCGACCAAACGCCUGCCGGGCCGGCCACCCCGGGCGGAGCGGCGUGAGCAUCCCCGGACCAUACCCUCUGUUCGCUCGCCCUACGCGCGUCACACGGUACCGCGAGCAUGUGAUGCAUUCGAAACGAGUUUA
Molecule: messenger RNA, 1937 nt
Organism: Anopheles merus
Lineage: Eukaryota; Metazoa; Arthropoda; Insecta; Diptera; Culicidae
Product: sorting nexin-29-like
Exons: 4
Coding region: 122-1852 (576 amino acids)
Molecular function (GO): phosphatidylinositol binding
Source: RefSeq, a predicted model, not a curated record